AAGCCCGUCAUGUCGGUGUCGUCCAAUCACAGGUCCCAACAACGAUCUUGGACCCCAGGUCUGGAAAUCGGCAUGUCAGGGUCACUGGAUCGCCAGUCACCGCUGAACGUGACGUCUGACACAGCCUCUCUCCUCUCACCAUCGUCCUCAAGCUUCUCAAGUGCCAAUGGGGGGCCAGCAUCACCCAGUAUACCAACAGCCCCGUUCACCAUUGGCUCCAGUGGUAAUAUGCUCAGCUCCAGUAACAGCAACAGCUUAAGUACAUCACCUAACCAGUACCCACCCAGCCAUCCUCUGUCAGGCUCCAAGCACCUCUGUUCCAUCUGUGGGGACCGUGCAUCUGGGAAACACUAUGGCGUCUACAGCUGUGAGGGUUGUAAGGGAUUCUUCAAACGAACAGUUCGUAAGGAUCUCACUUACGCCUGUCGAGAGGACAGAUCCUGCACUAUUGACAAGAGACAAAGGAAUCGUUGCCAGUUCUGCCGAUACCAGAAGUGUUUGUCCAUGGGCAUGAAGAGAGAAGCGGUCCAGGAGGAGCGUCAACGUACAAAAGGUGACAAAGGUGAUGGAGACACAGAGUCAUCAUGUGGAGGCAUCUCAGACAUGCCCAUAACAAGUAUCCGUGAGGCGGAACUGAGCGUUGAACACACGGAUGAACAGCCGCUUGACCAAGGGGAUGCUGUAACUAACAUAUGCCAGGCAGCAGACAGACACUUAGUACAACUGGUGGAGUGGGCUAAACACAUCCCACACUUCACAGAUCUUCCUGUUGAAGAUCAAGUUGUCUUACUCAAGGCUGGGUGGAACGAACUACUCAUCGCUUCCUUCUCACACCGAAGCAUGGGAGUCGAAGACGGCAUUGUAUUAGCUACUGGACUUGUGGUGCACAGAAGUAGCGCUCACCAGGCAGGAGUUGGAACUAUUUUCGACCGAGUGUUGUCCGAGUUGGUCGCUAAGAUGAAGGAGAUGAAGAUGGACAAGACGGAGCUGGGUUGUUUACGCUCUAUAGUGCUCUAUAAUCCAGAUGCCAAGGGAUUAACAUGUUGUAAUGAUGUGGAGAUUCUACGAGAGAAGGUUUAUGCAGCUCUUGAGGAGUACACACGCACCAGUUACCCUGAGGAACCUGGUCGAUUUGCAAAACUUCUCUUACGAUUACCUGCAUUAAGAUCCAUAGGCUUAAAAUGCCUUGAGUAUCUUUUCUUGUUCAAGCUGAUUGGAGACACACCUUUGGACAACUACUUGAUGAAGAUGCUUGUUGACAACCCCAACAACACCUCCCCAUCAAGUUAAGAAGUGAUAUACGCGUGUGUGUGAUAAGGCAGCAAUCAUGACCUUUGGUGUUUCUCUAUUUUAAGUUUAUGCUUUGAAGUGAACCUAACUGAAGCACUUUGAUAAAUUAAUUAGGUGUGAUUGUUGGUGUUCUUACUAUGAAGAAACUUACGUGUACAUUAUCCCUGUUGUGAAUACGAUGACAUUUGUAGAGAUAAUUAUUGGUCUGUGAAUAUGGUGGAGAAAAUGAUAUCGCUGACGGUGUUGUGGUGAACCGUGGCUGCUUGAUGUGUGGUACCUUACAUUGUGGAAAAAAUUAACACAGAGGAAUGAACAAAAUGUAUUGGUAGAUUGUGAUGGUCCGAGAGCUGGAGAUGGUUAAGUUGCCUGUAACAGUAUGAGACAAGUUAAAGAAGAAUGUUAAAGACAGUGUGAAGGACAGUCAUAAUGAUAAUGAAAUAGUGUUGAGUGAAAAAUAAGAGAAGGUUCAACUGUAAGGAAAGAGAAGUUAUAUAAAAAAUGGGAUUGUUUCUGAUGUAGCCAUUAAUAUACAGUAAUAGUUUUUGUACAUGUGAACAGUGCUUAAGAACCUUUAUUUCUCAAAAUUGGAUUCUCCAGAAAAUCUACACUAUUUAAUUAUAUAUAAUAUUCAAAAGUUUGCAAUAUAUUUAUAUGACAUGAGUUUUAUGCUUUUUAUAAAAAAGGACAAUUUUCCUCAAACUUAAUAGCGUUUUCUCCCAACAUUUCUUUUAAUAGUUUGCGGAAAAACAAAAAAAAACAAAAUUCCUGACCAGUGAAGUGAAAGGAAAUGAGAUAUAUUUAAUUAAUUUUAUCCUACAAACACUUCACUUUACACUAAAUACUAUAUUGAGGAAUACAGUACAAAUGUGUGACAAAAGUUUUAAUCUUUUGCUCUUGAUAAUUCUUAUGGAGUGUAUAAGAAUAAUCAUACAUGUAGGAGUGUGUAGUAACACUAAAAGAGUACUGGUAGUCCCUGGAAAAUAAUACAUGUUUGAUAUUGUCUCGGUGAACCUGCUUGCAUAUAGCUGCUAUAUAUCUAUUGAAUGCCAGUUUUGACAGUAAGCAUAAUAAUUUCUGUUGUAUGUUGGACAUGUGUUCAAAUGGUCAUAAAAGUUGAGAACACCUCAUCACUCCUUGUGUAAAUCAUCAGUGAUUCAGACGUUUGUGCGUGUCUGGUGCUCUCAACAUUUACACUCAUUUCUCUAUACAAUGUAGAUAUAAAAAUCAUCAUGCAAUAUGUUAGAAUCAUCUCGGUACUGUAUCUUGCCUAGGGAGCCAUUUCAACUUGCUAUGUGUUUGAUAUAUGUUGUUUAUCAUGUUUAAUAAAAAAACAUUUUGAAAAUUUCAUUUGGUGUUGAAUAAGGUAAGAUGCUUCAGCACAAUCAUCCCAGUGUAACUCUGUACAUAUAUAGAAUAUCAUUUCAUUUUUCAUUCUGUAUGUAUUGCUGAAUUUAAUGUUUUAAUUAUUGUGCAACUUUAAACUAUAUUAAUCUUGUUCUCCAACUGAAUACAAGAAGUGUAAUUACAAGGAUUUCACACAGUCAGCAAACCAUAAGAGUUUCUGUGUUAGUUGACUAUUAACAGUUGGCUAACUCAUUUAUUAUUUUAGAGGGAAGACUUAAUAUUAUGUGGUAGCUGUGUGCUCCUUAACUGUUCAUACAAGGGUUCAAGCCAUCAUUUUAUAUAUUUUAUAUAUAUAUAUAUAUAUAUAUAUAUAUAUAUAUAUAUAUAUAUAUAUAUAUAUAUAUAUAUAUAUAUAUAUAUAUAUAUAUAUAUAUAUAUAUAUAUAUAUAUAUAUAUAUAUAUAUAUAUAUAUAUAUAUAUAUAUAUAUAUAUAUAUAUAUAUAUAUAUAUAUAUAUAUUAAUUUUUUACUAUGCAGAGCUUUCAUACUUAAUCAUUUACGACUCAUUCAUGAUCCGUUUGCACAAAGGUUUGUUUUACUGACUCUUGUAUAUAUUAAUGGUUACUGCUGUAUACAAUUCUUCAGUACUAAUAAUUUGUGAAAUGGUACAAUAGAAAUGUUGUGUGCAAGACUAUUUUUACCUCGGUACAACACGAUUCAUUGUCGUGAAUCUAUGGUGAUGAUAUUAUACGGUUAGCGUUUAUUAACAUUAAUGUUGUCAUUUUUCUGGUCACUCUGCCCGGUUGUGAGUGUGGCUGCCGGCCUCGGUGUCCUGAGGUCGGUAGUCCAGUUUUAAGUUGUCCUUUGAUGUUGACCUUUCAUAGCAUUAGGUUAUCAAUGAAAUAUUGAACCAUUUAAAAUUCACUUGUUAAUACAGCAUAGAUUGAUGUAUAGAACCUGGAUUUUCAGUAUUUUCUGAAAGUAAACUGUGUCAUAUACAAAGCUUACAAUCCCUGUGAACUAAAUUACUUAAGUUAUGGAGAAUAAGAAAAAUUAUCUAGAGUUGCUAAUGGGGCAAGGUUAAUUAUAAUCCUUGAAGUCAGCAUCAUCUUUCUUGUAUGUGAUCUUGAUAAAAUAAGUAAUUCAUGCCAUUGUUUCUACCCAGACCUUCGUUCCUGCAGAGAUAUUCUUGUGCUUCAGACAGUGUAUCUGACUUGUUCUCUUCUGUGGUGAUAGGAUCAUGUAGAGUUUUUAGACUAUAUAGUCAUACUUAGGGAUUUUUCACUUUUGUAAUCAUUAUUAUAUUUGGUUUUAAUUGUGUGAAUUCUGUGCCCAGUGCUCAAGUUUAUAAAUGUUACAAAAAAUUUACAGUUGGUUAUUUGGAUGUCGCAAAAAAUAUUUUUGUUGGCGAUAGCCAGCGAUGAAAGUGACGGAUGAGAUACAUUUUGUACAUACCCCGGUAGUCUUAAUAUAUAUAAUUUUAAGUGUUGUUAUAAAUGCUGGAGACUCUUUAUGUAAAUGAUGACAAUUAACCCAUGCAGUUUAUGAUUUUGUGGAUAGAGGGUAAUGCAUACAUGGCUCCAGUGCUUGGCCAUGAAGACUAACAAGUGAGAGAGCUAAAGACAAUUUCUACAACUUAUGUUUGUCAGCUGCAGGAAGCCACAUUAAGUAUUGAAAUAAGAUUAAUCUUCAAUGUGUUCCCUUAAUUCCAGUGUUGGCCUAUUCAAAGGCAUGUUGAAAUAAAGUGCAUCUUAAUGCUGAA
Messenger RNA from Homarus americanus (American lobster), 4395 nucleotides. Its product is annotated as retinoic acid receptor RXR-like. Gene Ontology annotation, cellular component: nucleus; activator ecdysone receptor complex. Gene Ontology annotation, biological process: cell differentiation; positive regulation of transcription by RNA polymerase II; cellular response to ecdysone. Gene Ontology annotation, molecular function: zinc ion binding; RNA polymerase II cis-regulatory region sequence-specific DNA binding; nuclear steroid receptor activity. The record is from RefSeq and is a predicted model, not a curated record. NCBI's taxonomy places the organism in Eukaryota, Metazoa, Arthropoda, Malacostraca, Decapoda, Nephropidae.